This is a messenger RNA of Porites lobata, 5232 nucleotides long. NCBI's taxonomy places the organism in Eukaryota, Metazoa, Cnidaria, Anthozoa, Scleractinia, Poritidae. The record is from the annotation of a GenBank genome assembly.
AUGGGAUUUGUUUCUUGGCAGAGUCCCUUAUUCAAUGGAUUUAUCAUGGGCGUGAUUGUCCUCAAUUCCUUGGUCAUUGGAUUCGAAACAGUGGAAGAAUGGAAGCAAGCACACACCAACGUGUUCAAAGCACUUGAUGAGUUCUUCCUGGCUAUAUACACCAUGGAAUUUCUAAUGAAACUCUAUGCUGAACCUAAAGGAUACUGGAAAAGCAGUUACAACAGAUUUGAUUUCUCAAUACUUGCGUUGUCAUAUGUCCAGGUCAUCAUGGAUGAACUUAAUGUAGGAGAUAAGAUUCUUACACCAUUACGACUUCUAAGAGGUUUGUGGACCCUUCGUUAGUUAUAAUAUGAACACUUUCUAUCACUGUCCCCAUAGUGGCUUAAAAUGUACUUAAAAUGUACUAACAAAACUGGGUACCCAUUUUCUGUUACUUUCAGUGUAGCUAGCUCUGUCAUGUUGAAAAUAUGUUCUAAUUCUCUUCUCUUAAAGGUACAAACUUAAUUUUUUGUCAUGGUAUUGUCAGUGCAAGUUAAUGAAUCCAUUCCAGGAAAAAUAAAACAAAACAGCCCUUAUAUAAUAGUAAACACCUACCUACUAGCUAUUUAACGCUGUCAAAACAUAAUCCUCUGUGGCACAGAGACAAAAUCAUGACUAGAUUGCUCUAAGGAAAAUUGAUGGGAGCCCAGUCCUCUGAAAUUGUGAAAUCCAGGGUACCCAGCGCAUGAUUUGCAGGAAAAAAAACUAAGAUUUUUAGGCACCACAGGCCACCAGGUGCUGCUAGAUCAAAGCCCUGCUAGACUCAUGGAGCUUUGCAGGGUUCUCAAUAACAGCCAGUGGCCAGCAAAAUUCACCAGCUAUUUCACGUGAACUGAGGCCGCCUACUUUUCUUUGGAAAAAAAAGACCCCAAAAAGCCAAAAUUUAAUGAUGUCUGUGUUCUGUCAAACACUCUAAUGUUUGCUCCAGAAUGCUAGAAAUGCAUUCUAAGAGGCCCAGAUUUUAAAAUGGUGGCAUGCCCCUAGACCCCCCUAGUAAAAUACCACGCACUUUUGGCGCUUCAAAAUUGCGCCUGUGGUGCUAGUUUUUUCCUUCUCCGCCUACUCCAGAGCUUUUGCCACCUACUUAAAACCUUAUUGAAAACUCUAGCUUUGGCCAGUUACACAGGUAACCCCCUGGGUAAUGUUGCAUGAUAUAACAUUGUGUCAAGUUUUAUAGCUAUACUUUGGAGACUGAGUAACGGGCCACAUCAACGAAUGCAUUUCCUUUGCAGCUGCCCGCACAUUGAGGACCAUAUCCUUCAUAGAAGGCCUACAGGUUCUAGUCACUGCAUUGAUUGAUACAAUCAGGAAUUCAGUGCUAAAUGUGGUGAUCCUGCUUACUAUGCUAAUGGCAUUCUUUGCUGUUGUUGGUUACUAUAUUUUUGGCUAUGAAGAAGAGACUGGUGACAAAGAGAACUGGGGAACUCUCAGUACAGCUAUGCUUACCCUCUUCACCUUUGUGACUGUAAGUGCAACUGCCUUUGAUAUUCAUGCUCAGCGAUAUGAGACCACAAGGCUUAUUAUUUUAUGAUGGGCAGCUGGUGUAAACACAGGAGAAUAAUUAAUAAUAAUAUAUAGAUUGGCAGCCCUUCUGUUAUUCCUCUGCUACCCUAAUCUGCCUUGUCUUUUGAUGUCGUUUUGCAAGUUCAUGUAAAACUGCAUUAACUUGAAGCACUGCAUUUCUUAUCACUUCUGAUUUCUUCUAGUUUUAAAUGCCAUUAAAAGUAAAAAGCAUGAUAUGCAAGGCCAGUAUAGUGUAAAUCAUUAUAGCAAUUUAAGUUCUUCUUUAAAUUUUUCUGAGUAGGGUUAAGUGUGAGUUGUUGAUGAUAAUGGUUUGAGAAACAUUUUAGUUGAUCAAAAAUUACUUCUUUAGAAAAGAAAUGGAUGUAGUCUCUUCCAAUUUGCUCCUCCCUUCAGCUUGUAGUCAGCUUUUUGAUCAUCAGCUAAUAACAUUAUUCAAAAGUUAAAGGUUCCUCUAACAAGUUACUUCAUUUUUAGGUAGAUGGCUGGACUGAGAUACAAAAAGAUCUUGACAAGAGGCCUUACAGCCAAUGGUUUACUGUCAUCUUCAUUUUCUUGGGACACUUUAUCUUUACUAAUUUAUUUAUUGGCAUAAUAAUCAUGGUCUGUAUAUAUAUAUUUCCCUUUAUAAUUUUAUAACUGAGUUUGUGAAGACAAGUUUUUUUUAUGGAUAAGCGAUUAACUGUGGUACUGACUCUUAUUUCCUCUGAAGUCCUGUUCACCUACUAUUACUGUUACUUUUAUUACUUUUCAGCUACAGCCCCUUUAUACAAAAUAACUUGGUUUUUGUUGUUUACAGAACAUACAUGAAGCUACUGAGAAGUUUAUAAGUCAGCAGAGACAAGAAAAAGAAGCUGUGUUACAGGUCAGUGCCAGAGUUUAAUAUAGUUUGUUGCUUUUUUGCCCCCGCAGGGAUUUUUCUCAGAGGGCAAAAUCCUGACAAGGCACUCUAGUAACUCGCACGUAUAUUAAGAAAAGUACUUACAGUUGAAAUAUACAGUCAGUAUGCCAGAAAAAAUCUUGAUUUGCUUGAACAGGGGCCACGAGGAAUGGGUAGGUAAUGAUGACGUUUCUAUUGUUUGUGCCCGCAAGUACAAAAUGGUUAGGAUGACGAAAAGACAGAAAAUCCAAAAGGGGCUGCUUAGGUAGAUUUUGUGACCUUUAUUGUGCAGUCAUACUUGGAUACCCUUUUACGUUACCUGUUAUUAGUGACAUUCUGUGGAGCAGUUGUUUUGAAAGUUACGGACCAAAAGACACUCAUUAAGCGCAGAUGAAGUUAUAAGGUGCAUAUAACUGUGUAUAUUAUAAACACUUUGAGAGUUUGCCAGACACGAGUUCACAAAUCUUUGAUAUGAAACCUUACCAGACACUCGUUCUCUCUCUUUGACCGGAAUAAGACUUAGCCCCAAUCAAGCAAGAUGAGUGAACACAAUGGCUAGCUUAUCACUAGCAGAACAAUGGGCGAUUACAGAAAUUUGCCGACAAUCAAAUUCUGUGCUGACUUAUUCCCUGCUCACAGAUGUCCUUCCACUAUAAAGUUUAAAAUAGGACUAGAAUGCACAAGCGUGAAUUGAUCAAACGUCCUAUUAAUUUCUAAGGCUUACUUUCCGGCAAAUAAAAUAAACUGAUUGUAAAAAGUGAAAGAGAAAUUGCAAAACUGCGCAUGGAACCUUGUGUUUUGUGCAUUUAUCUCACCUAUUGUAUGGAAUAUGUGUGAAAAUAUUCAUUAUGAAUCGGUAUAUUUCAAAGAGCUUAUACACAAUGAGCAAGAAUACUAUUGACCGACAAUAUACAGAACGGGGGCAGCUGUAGUGGUAACUGUUACUAGUAUUAGCUUUUUAUACCCGCAUGUGUUCCCAACAUUUCAUAUGUUUGAUGUAAGCAUAUCCAGAAAAUGCUGUGUUGCAACAUCAAUUACUUAAAUGGUGGAAACAGCAAAGAAAAAGCAACUGAUGGGAAGAUGAAGCUUUCCUUCUCCAGAUGAUUUAGGGAGGAAAACAUUAUCUGGUGUACUGAAGUGAUUUUACAGUCAGAUGUUUGAUACAAGUGUUUUGAAAGGCAUUAAAAUAAGCCAGUGGAAAUAAAACUGAACAUUAAAAUAUUAAUGGUUUAAUAAGGUCAGGACCUUCAAGAAAUAAUAAUCAAAAGUGUAGAUAAAAUGCAAUGUCUAUAUUUUUAACAAAUUCUCUCCUUACAUAUCACCAUGAUAAUAAUAUUCUUAUUAUUGUGAUAUUUUAGAUGAAAAAAGAUUUUCUCUUUCAAAGACAACAUGAUGAUGUGAAGGAGAUGUUGGAAAAGCAGGUGCUCUAUAGUGAUCAUGUAUUAAAACAUACCACACAGAUAACACAGAUAGAUUGUACUGCACUUAACACCCCCAUACUUACAGUAUAGAUAGAGAAGUAAAAAGUCAUGAAACAAAAUAACAAACAGACUAUGAAAUAGAAUGAAAAAGGACUAUUACUGUUUUGGAAUACAGUGUGAAAGAGUGAAAAUAUUAUUAUUUUUUGUUUGUUUAUUUUUGAAAGAAAAACAGCCAGUAUUCCAAUUUUGAAGAGAUGACACACAGCUUUCAGGAGACACUGAGGCAUGAUGACUUUGUAAUUAUGUCUGACCCUUGUGCUAAUCUAACCUGGAUAGAGGCAUUUCUGACUACAUCAGAUCACCUGGACCUCUACAUGCACAGGUAAUGAUACUUAACCAAGCAACACAGUUAAUUACUGUACAAUGUAACCACUGUCAGAAGCCCAUAAUCUAGAGUGAAACUCCAAUACUAGGCCUAUGUCUCAGAGUUUUCACAGACGCUGCUCUCUGUAUUUGUAGACACAUUGUCAGGGCUGUUGGCUAAGAGUCGGGGGCCGGAGAUUUUCCCCGGCUACUCUUAUAGGACACAAAAGGAAAAUAGAAUCAAAAGAACUUCCCAGCCCCUCUUACUAAUUAGUGCAUUUUGUAAAAUCCAACGAGUUGUCUAUUAUCAAUGCUGCAUUCUGAUUGGUUGAAAACCAAAACAAGAGCCUCAAGUCUAGCUUUAACUACAGCUAAAGUUGUUUUGUCUCAAUAUAUUUGACCAACUAGUUGGAUUUUACUAAAAUAGUUAUUCCUCUCGCCCUCAUGGCCUCUGAGUCAAUAGCCCAUUAGGCCUUAGGCCUCAUGGGCUAUUUACUUAGAGCCCAUAUGGGCUCAAGGAAUAAUUGUUGAAUACCCGGCAACUUGAAAUUUUAGCAACAGCUAGCCCUGCAUUGUGGAGCACUUUUGCAAAUGAAACUGGAAGGUCUGCUCAUGGUAUUAAAACAUAAUAAUAAUACCAUUAGAACCACUGACAAGAGUCUCAAGAAAGCAUGAAAAAUAAGUAAAAUACGACAGUAUAAAUAUUGUAACUUGCUAUGAAGAUGACAUGUUUAAAGAGAGGAAAUGACUUCUGUACAAGUUGUUUGCAAUUACAGUAUAAUGACUUUAGUAUCUACUCCAGAUUGCUUGGAAGAUUGCAUGCUGUGUUUUAAUUAAGGCACUUGUACUUUCAGAUGCCAACAGAUUCAAUUUCAAGUUGCCAAUGUCCUGGCAGAUAUGGCAGAGAUGAAACUAAAAGAACAAGAACAAGAGUCAACCCCUUUAUCAAGAGGAUUGCAAUUAUUCAUGAGAGCAAAGGCAGGAUUAGGCAAAAAGACUACACCUUGA